Messenger RNA from Orussus abietinus, 1534 nucleotides. Its product is annotated as 3-hydroxyisobutyrate dehydrogenase, mitochondrial. Gene Ontology annotation, molecular function: NAD binding; NADP binding; 3-hydroxyisobutyrate dehydrogenase activity. The transcript is spliced from 7 exons. Gene Ontology annotation, cellular component: mitochondrion. Gene Ontology annotation, biological process: L-valine catabolic process. Bases 261 to 1199 code for a protein of 312 amino acids. Lineage: Eukaryota; Metazoa; Arthropoda; Insecta; Hymenoptera; Orussidae. The record is from RefSeq and is a predicted model, not a curated record.
AGAUGCGGCUUUAAGAGUGACUAGUACUUGCCGUUGUCUCUUUCGACGUGACCGUUUCGACGACUUCAUGUUAUCGACGCCACUAGUGGCACUGAGACCAUUAACCACAUUUAACUCGACCGGUGUAUUUAUUAGCAUUUUAAUCGCCGGGUCGUGGAUACCGCGCAAAGUCGACUGUGGUCCCAAGAAAAAGUGCAGCCAAUUGUUUAGGGAGCUUCGAGCCGACCAGUGCAGGCUCGAGAGACAAAAUUAGCUUUGCGAUGAUGCUGCGAAGAUGCGCUGCCACGAUGACAAAGGAGAGGAGGUUCUCCAAGGUCGGCUUCGUCGGCCUCGGAAACAUGGGCGCAAAAAUGGCAAGGAAUCUCCUGAAAAAGGGUUACGGACUGACCGUGUUUGAUAUUAAUAAAGGGGCAGUCGCAAAAUUGGCCGAAGUCGGGGCCAAAGGUGCCGAAAGUCUCUCGGAGAUAUCGGAAGACUCUGAAGUGAUCGUUUCCAUGUUGCCAUCUAAUCAGCACGUUUUGGAUUGUUAUCUGGGAGAAAAUGGAAUCCUAAAGUCAGCGAAAAGAGAUGCUCUUCUGAUCGAUAGCAGUACGAUCGAUCCCUCGAUCUCCGAGACGAUCGAGAAGGAAGCUCGAAAUCGCAACGUCCGAUUUAUGGACGGCCCCGUAUCUGGCGGUGUUAAAGGCGCCGAGGAUGCAACUUUAACAUUUAUGGUGGGAGGCUCGGAGUCCGAUGUUAAAGACGCCAAACCCAUUUUGGAAGCCAUGGGCUCGAACGUUGUGCAUUGUGGAAAAAUUGGCACGGGCCAAGUUGCUAAAUUAUGCAACAACAUGUUGCUAGGAAUUAACAUGAUUGGAGUAGUUGAGGCUUUUAAUCUGGGAGAGAAGCUGGGCUUAGACGCUAAAUUACUGGCCGACAUCGUCAACUCCAGCUCGGGACGCAGUUGGGUCACCGAAGUGUACCAUCCCGUUCCUAAUGUGCUACCCGGUGCACCGAGUUCCAACGACUUCCGGCCGGGCUUCGGGAUUACGUUAAUGGCGAAAGACAUGGGACUCGUCCAGGAUAUCGCAACUAGAACUGGCGCGCCGGUUCCACUUUGCGCGUUAGCUCAUCAGGUGUACAGAGCCGCCAUUGUGAACGGCCUCUUCGAGAAAGACUUCAGCGUCGUUUAUAAAUUCCUACGGGGCGAAAGAAAAUAGUAAAGAUAAACCUGGCUUUUGCAUAGUUGGUCGAAAAUACACUGACGUCGUUACAACCGCCGUUCGUGGAAACAACGUGUCGCUAUCUGCCGUGUUCUUCAAGCAAUGGAGGUUACGCCUUCUCGAAUCUGCAGAUGAACAAGCCUAAAUAAGUGAAGUAAUUUUAAUCUUAGGUGUAAUUGCUUUUACAUCGUAUUAUGCAUAAUUACAACCCGACGAUGUAUUCUGCAGAAUGUUCCUAGAGAAGCUGGCCCAGAAAAGAAUGCAUUGUAUAUCUUACACCUUACGAAUGUAAUGUCUACUGUAAAAGAGAAUAAAUUGUAUUUAUUACCGCG